Messenger RNA from Dichomitus squalens LYAD-421 SS1, 1909 nucleotides. RefSeq names its product cytoplasmic protein. The coding region runs from base 31 to 1812 and encodes 593 amino acids. Gene Ontology annotation, cellular component: cytosol. Gene Ontology annotation, molecular function: 5-oxoprolinase (ATP-hydrolyzing) activity. NCBI's taxonomy places the organism in Eukaryota, Fungi, Basidiomycota, Agaricomycetes, Polyporales, Polyporaceae. The record is from RefSeq and is a predicted model, not a curated record. The transcript has 8 exons. Gene Ontology annotation, biological process: glutathione metabolic process.
CCUGAAUCCAACCCUGAUACAGCAGCAACGAUGGCCGAACAAGCAAAGAAGUACAGUCCGCCCGACCCUAUCCUCCUCACGCUCUUCGCAAACCGCUUCAUGAGCGUUGCGGAAGCGAUGGGUCGGUCUCUCCAGCAAACCGCGAUCAGCACAAACAUCAAGGAGCGACUUGACUUCUCGUGUGCCCUGUUUGCGCCGGACGGGGAUCUCGUCGCGAAUGCGCCGUUCAUCCCCAUCCAUCUCGGGUCCAUGAGCUUCGCGGUUAAGUACCAGAUGAAGCUGCACGGCAAGACCCUGAAGCCUGGGGACGUCCUCAUGACAAACUCCCCGCACGCCGGCGGCUCGCACCUCCCGGACAUCACGAUCAUCUCCCCCGUCUUCGACUCUGAAACUGACCCGAAGGAGAUCAUCUUCUUUACCGCAUCGCGCGGGCACCACGCGGACAUUGGGGGGAUCCUGCCCGGGUCGAUGCCGCCGACGUCGACGACGAUCUUCGAGGAGGGCGCGAACAUCGUAAGCUUCAAGAUCGUGAACGACGGCGUGUUCGACAAGAAGGGCUUGGAGGAGCAUAUGGUUGAGAAGCCGGCACGAUACCCCGGAAGCUCGGGGUGUAGGAACCUGAGGGACGUGGAGAGCGACUUGAAGGCGCAAAUCGCAGCAAACCACAAGGGUAUCCAGCUCAUCCAGCAGAUUGUCGACGAUUACGGCUUGGAGACCGUGCAGGAGUACAUGUACCACAUCCGCGCGAACGCAGAGUCUUCGGUGCGCAACCUCCUUCGCGACGUUGCGAAGCGCGCCGGCACGAACGUCCUCGAGGCGGUCGACUACCUAGACGACGGAUCGCCUAUCCGAUUGAAGGUGGAGAUCGAUGAGAAGAACGGCUCUGCCGUUCUGGACUUUGAGGGCACCGGAUGCGAGAUCCGGGGGAACCUGAACUCGCCCAUUUCGGUCGUGCACUCUGCUGUCAUCUACUGCAUGCGUGCCAUGCUCGAUAUGGACAUCCCCCUUAACGCCGGAUGUUUGGUGCCCAUCACUGUCAAGAUACCCGAGGGCUCGCUCCUUGCCCCGUCAAAGACUGCCGCAGUCUGCGGCGGCAAUGUUUUGACGUCGCAGCGUAUUGUCGACGUUGUCCUGCAUGCGUUCCACGCCUGCGCUGCCAGUCAAGGGUGCACGAACAAUCUGACGUUCGGCGCAGGAGGCAAGGACAAGGACGGCACCAACGUCACCGGCUGGGGUUAUUACGAGACGAUCGCAGGCGGCUCGGGUGCAGGCCCGACCUGGCACGGCACCUCCGGCGUGCACACGCACAUUACCAACACGCGCAUUGGCGACGUCGAGAUCCUCGAGCGCCGCUACCCCGUUGUCGUGCACCAGUUCGGCAUCCGCGAGGGCUCCGGCGGCAAGGGCCGCUUCCGCGGUGGCGACGGCGUCGUCCGCGAGAUCGAGUUUCUCGAGCCGCUCCAGGUCUCUAUCCUCUCCGAGCGCCGCACGCGGCAGCCAUACGGGAUGGAGGGCGGCGAGCCUGGUGCGCUGGGAAGAAACACGUGGGUGAAGCAGCCGAGGAAGGAGGACGGGGACUUCCCCGAGGAAGAGGUGGAGGUGAGGAAGGAACCGCUGAAGCCGAGAAAGAUCAACAUCGGGGGGAAGGCGACGGUGUUCAUGGGCAAGGGCGACCGGUUGCUUAUUGAGACACCUGGGGCGGGAGCAUGGGGCUCACCCGCGGACCAGGAGGAGGCGUUGCACACGCACAAGCAUGAGUGGGCGCCUCGAGGCAGUCUGGCGGAGCGCGAGGCGGCGCAGGCCGGCUUCUGAAGAUCUGAAGUUUGAGGGUGAAUGACGGAAAGAAGGAAUUACAUACUAGCCCCAAUGCACGGUCUACUGAUAGCGCAUUAUGGGACGGAAAGUUGUG